AGUGGCAGCAGGGGCUGUCAGGAGUGGAGGUCUGAACCAGUCUUGUUCUUUUCCAGGAUCAUCAGAACCAAAGUCCAGCAGCCUUUCCACCCAACGCCGGAUGGGAGUGGAACAGGAGUGACAGCACCAGGACAUACUAUAGUUCCCAGUACAGCAUCCCCUCCCGUCUCCAGUGCCUCCAAUGAUCCAGUGGGCUCUUACUCCAUUAACGGGAUCCUGGGGAUUCCUCGGUCGAAUGGCGAGAAGAGGAAACGUGAUGAAGAUGUAUCUGAGGGCUCAGUUCCCAAUGGAGACUCCCAGAGCAGUGUGGACAGUUUGCGAAAGCACCUUCGUGCUGACACUUUCACCCAACAGCAGCUGGAAGCUUUAGACCGAGUCUUUGAACGUCCUUCUUACCCUGACGUCUUCCAAACAUCAGAGCACAUCAAAUCUGAGCAGGGUAAUGAGUACUCCCUCCCAGCUCUGACCCCUGGUCUUGAUGAAGUCAAAUCAAGUCUAUCCACCUCUGCUAACCCAGACCUGGGGACCAACGUGUCAGGACCCCAGACGUACCCUGUGGUGACUGAAAACCUCUCCUCUCCCCUCAGUAUAAAGCAAGAGCCUCAUGGAGCCUCUCUCGCCCCUUUCACCCCCACCAUGCUGGCUGGCCCGGGGCAGGCUGACCUUCAGCCCUUCCACAUGACCCUUUCAGAUGAUGCAUCCACGCCUUGCUACAGUGCCUUCCUUCAUCAUGGCUCCCCCUUUGGGCAGUCUACCACCCAACCUCUGAUAGCAGGUCGUGAUAUGGCAAGUACCACCUUACCUGGUUACCCACCCCACGUUCCUCCCACUGGACAAGGCAGCUACCCAACCUCAACUCUCGCAGGAAUGGUACCUGGGAGCGAGUUCUCAGGGAACCCAUACAGCCACCCUCAGUACACGACUUACAAUGAGGCCUGGCGAUUCAGCAACCCCGCAUUACUAAGUUCCCCUUAUUAUUAUAGUGCCACAUCCCGGGGCUCCGCACCUCCCACUGCUGCCGCUGCCUAUGACCGCCACUAGUUACCAUGGAAACCACAUGAAACUGCAGGGCGACAGCUUAGGCCUCCAUAUUGUACCUGUCUGAUCAACCUUCUCCAUCCCUGGGAAGGGUGAAGAGAACUUCUCCGUUCCUCCCUACCUUCUGCACCCUCCCCUUUGCUGCAGAAUGCGCCUUAUCCAAGCGCUCACAACAACAGACUGAACAGUACGUGUCCCCUGCACUUCCCUGCGCUCCAACCCAACUGCUUUCAUGGACAAUGGGAAGGGCCUGUCCACAGCUCAGUGGCUGCUACAAGCCUUCAGACCACGUCAGCCAUGCAAGGUCUGCCUGACUAAGGGGAAUUCAAGCAAUGCAGCCUGCAAGCUUUGCCUAUAGGGGACCCCAUUCUCCUAGGAGUGGAACAGGCAGGAUGAGGCAGAGAAGAAGCCACCUGCAAAACACUGUUCCCAAAAGAAACUCUCUUCUCUGGUGGACACUUCAAAACUCUAAAAAAAAGGCCCUGUUGAUGACAGCUCUGUUUUGGAGGACAGAGGGGAUGUUUGGCUAGAGUGGAGAGGGCAGCACAAAGAGAGGUGACCUGUCUAACAAUGAAGGAAAGGACCAAAUGACUCCCUGCAUCCCCCAAGGGUCUCUCUGUGUGCCUCAUUCCCACUCUUCUUCUUCAUGUCUUGGCUUCCCCCAUGGUUCCGUUUGAAAGCUGACCCUAGCGUGUUGUGACCUUGCAGGCCAGAGUUGGGUUGACAUACACGCACCUAAACACACACACAAUUUCUGUGACACACAAUCAGCUUGGCCAGGAGGAUGAAGCAACAUCAACAAACCAACCACCCAACUGAUGAAAUGAAGAAAUAUAUAAAUAGAUAUAUAAAUAUAACUGUGUUUUUAUGCUUUGUCAUGAAGGUCUGUAAAAAGGAAAAAAAAACAAACAAAUCCCCAAUUUUCUAAAAAAAAAAAGCCCAACAAAAAAGCAAAAUAAAAAGCCCCUACAAAUAUAAACCCCAGUCCCCCCACCUGAAUGGCAGACAAGUUCCUCUGAUGUUUGAUGCUCCCCUUUCACUCUUGCGUUUCGUUUCCUUUCUGUUUUGCACUAGAAUGUGAUGGUGGUAUGAAAGAGGAUGGGAUGCCAGCUCCACUCUCCAUGGCCUCCUCUACUCCCUCACCCACAAAUCGUUCUCUGGGGAACAGUGUGAACAAUUCAUAUCUGGAAAAAAAUUACUGAAUCAGCCCAUCAGCAGAAACCCCCAAACAAACAUUCUCCAGGCCAGUAUUCAGCAAACAGAAACCAAGUCUAGGCACUUGCUCUUACCAUGCUUGUGGUGAAAAGGAAAGUGUUGGGUUUCAUGCAAGCCCACUUGCUUUCCUGCCAGUGGAGAUGGACAAAUUCAGGACUGAUUAGGAUUGGUACUUGGUUCCCUAGCUUUUGGCUCUCAUGCUUUCAUAUGUAAUCCCACUCCUAGUUCAGUUAGCCUGACAUCCUGACACCCACUGUCCACAUCCCCAGAUCCUGAUGCCCCUGACAUCAUUUAGCUGUGGCCUACACCCAGUACCUAAAUCUCUGUAACCUAAUCUCUACACUAGUUAUCUGUAAACCUACACUUUACCAGCAACCCAUAUCCCAUGCUCCCUCCCCACUGCACCCUCAACCUAUAUUGCACACACUAAUAUUUACCCCUUGAUCCCUGAACACUCUCCUAAGGGUAGUCUUUUUAGUUCCCAAGUGACUGGCAAGCACUGCUCUGUGAAAGGCUCAUUGCCAGUAGAAAUGUUUAUUGCUCCUUUAUCGUCAGGAAACUCAUAUGCUCCUGUUCUUUGCACUGCUGCUUUCAAAAACUACACAAAGAAAAGCUGUAGACAACUACAGCCUGUCUCCUUGGCAUCAAGUCUGCAAAAGUAGAUCCUUAUUGUUAUUUUAGAAAGAUUUUGGGUAAGACAAGGGGCUGCCGUUUAUGAACAAAGGCAGGACUGAGAGGCAAACUACCGAGCAGGUAAAGAUGAACCAUGGAGCAUCUAGGCAACCAGAGUUGUGUAUAAAACCCGUUCUCAGCCUCUGUAUGUGGUGUGGCUGUGGAUGCAGCUUUCUGGCUGCAGGUUUAAGCUGUUUUUGUGAAAAAUCCAGUCUCAGUAGAAGGAUCCCAUUUACCCAGCACUGCCUCAGAGUACAGCUGAAUAGAAGAGCUCUGUGUGUUCUCAGGUAGAGUCACCUAAGAUUGGUUUUCUUUACACAAGCGAGAAGGGCCUAAAGUUGUUCUUAGUCCCACCAGGAUUAUCUCUAGUAACUCCAGUCAAGUCACGGGAGUUACUCUCAGAUGUACUAAGUCAAUGGUGUCACUCCAGAGCUGUUAUUCUGGAUCCACUAAGGCUGAUAGAGUUUAUCCAGAUCAAAGUCAGUGCCACUGGGACUAGAAUUUGGCCCUUUGUCUCAUUCUAUCUUAAAUGAAAAAGAAACACAGGUUGGUCAUUGCUAGGACCCCCCCUCCCCUCCUCCUCCCCAUCCCUGCACCUUCAUAAAUUCUACACACAUCCAGGGUACAGCUGGACUCCAACUAGUAUGUAUCCAAUACAGCUUCAGUUUUCCCUGCUCCAAGUCCAGCUGCACCCAGCACCUGGUCAAGGCCAGAAGCAACAAAUCCAAAGCCUAAUAACCAGAAUACCCUGAUGGGGCUAGAAAACAGGAGGCAGAGCCAUCUCACAGUGGGCAACUGGAAGCCCAGGAAGUCACCUCCAGAGAAGCUGGUCGCUGAGAAAGAUCUGUUCGGAUGACAGCCAUUCACUAGCCUUGAGAUAGAAGGGAGGGUAAGAAAGCAGGAUUUGGUUGGUUCACUCACCAAAGCUGGCUUGAUUCAAGCUGGCUUGAUUCACUAUUGGUGUAUAACUCCACUUACAUGGAGAUUUCCACUGGGCACCAGUUUGGCCUGGCAAGCCUGUAAGAUCUGCGAGAUGUUUGAUCAGGAAAGCAAGAGGAAAGUAUAAUUAUGCAAAGGACCUGGCAGCUUUAUCCUCUUCCACCACCUCUUCUGUAGAGCCCCAUGCGAAUGUACUGAAUUACAUUUGCCAAAGAGUUUCUUGUGUUGGUUGUUUUGAUUUACAGUCGGUGGAUGCAUUGUAAAGCAGUAUUAUAGCUAAAGUCUAGUAGCUGACACGGGGAUUUAUGUGGUGAUAUUAUGCAGAAGAAAACCAUCAAUAUUCAUAUAGAUUCCAUUAGACUGGACUAUGCAGGAAACGCAAAAAUUCUACCAAUUAUUUAAUAUUAUGUUAUUUGCAAAAACAAUUGCUGCUUUGUAGGAAGAUAAUGUGUGUAAUGUGAAGGCAAUUCCUCUUGUAUAUAAGUUCAUCUCCAUCUUCAUCAUGGUAGUUAUUAAAACAGCCUCGUCUCA
This is a messenger RNA of Alligator sinensis (Chinese alligator), 4395 nucleotides long. RefSeq names its product paired box 2 (gene PAX2). The annotation marks the transcript as partial. Gene Ontology annotation, molecular function: DNA-binding transcription factor activity, RNA polymerase II-specific; RNA polymerase II cis-regulatory region sequence-specific DNA binding. The record is from RefSeq and is a predicted model, not a curated record. The transcript has 8 exons. Lineage: Eukaryota; Metazoa; Chordata; Crocodylia; Alligatoridae. Gene Ontology annotation, biological process: anatomical structure development; regulation of transcription by RNA polymerase II.